This is a messenger RNA of Naegleria fowleri, 393 nucleotides long. RefSeq lists its product as uncharacterized. Bases 1 to 393 code for a protein of 130 amino acids. NCBI's taxonomy places the organism in Eukaryota, Heterolobosea, Eutetramitea, Acrasida, Naegleriidae. The record is from RefSeq and is a predicted model, not a curated record. The transcript has 4 exons.
AUGCCAACUGACACUGUAAGGGGUAUCAAGAAGAAACGUAAUCGAAAAAACAUUUCUUAUAUAGCUCCAUCAUUGAAUAUAACACUUUUUCAAGAAAGCAAGCAAUUCUUAACUCAGAACAACGCAAGCAUCAAACAAUGUUGUAAAUUGAAAUUUCAUUCAUUUCUCUCCCAACUUCAACUUUCAGACACAGUGGUUACUCACGUUAAAACAUUUUGUUCAAGUCUUCCAAACUAUAGUAUUCUUUCAGAUUGUGAUAAAUCCCAGGUAGAUGAAAUAUUGAUAAAGAUGUGCAGGAAACAUAUAAGUCAAAUAUUUGUGAACGCAAAAAAGAAGGCGAAACUUCGUAGAAGAUCUGGAGUCUCAAAGCAAAAAUUCAGACAACCUUUUUGA